Messenger RNA from Puntigrus tetrazona (Sumatra barb), 2608 nucleotides. Its product is annotated as beta-1,3-galactosyltransferase 2-like. Bases 122 to 1243 code for a protein of 373 amino acids. Gene Ontology annotation, cellular component: membrane. Lineage: Eukaryota; Metazoa; Chordata; Actinopteri; Cypriniformes; Cyprinidae. The record is from RefSeq and is a predicted model, not a curated record. The transcript has 2 exons. Gene Ontology annotation, molecular function: N-acetyl-beta-D-glucosaminide beta-(1,3)-galactosyltransferase activity.
CAUUUAUCUGCAACAGGACUGAAGAACAGCAAACAUCUCAUUGUCCCAGAGAAAGGUUUCCACGUAUUUUGACACCGUUAACUCUGGCUUCGUUGGAUUUUUCAAGCUUCACAAAAAGAUCAUGGAAUUGAAGCUGAUCAAGCACCGAUACAACAGGGUCUCCCUUUUCUUCAUUGUGCUUGUGUUUGUGGUAGGCUUCGUAAUUCAAGGUCAGUGGUUUUUUCCAAACAAAAUCCAAAAUCCUAACAAGUUGAGGGAGCUUCAAGAGUUCCUUACUCCACUAACAUCAAAUGAAACUGCCGUCUCAGCUCCAGAUGAAAGUUUGCAGCAGGGAUCGGAAAACUCCUUACUUUUGAACAUCGGUUUGAGGGAAGAGAUUACAGCAGCGAGGAUACUUAGAAUUGAGCCUUACAUGUACAUCCUCAACGAGCCGAACGCAUGUCUGUUGCAAGACCCUUUCUUAGUGCUUUUGAUUGCGGUUGAGCCCAUAAAAACGGACGCCAGGGAUGCCAUCAGGAAAGCGUGGGCUAAUGAAAGCGUGGCUGGAGGUUUGGGUUUCGUUCGUCUUUUUUUCAUAGGUGUAAAUAAAGACACCCGAAUAGACGGCGGCAAACUGCAGCGCACAAUAGAGCAAGAAAGUCAUCGAUAUCAUGACAUCAUCCAGCAAGAUUACAGGGACACCUACAACAACCUGACCCUGAAAACGCUGAUGGGGAUGUACUGGAUCACAAAAUACUGUCCCGAGGCCAAAUACGUCAUGAAGACAGACAGUGACAUGUUUGUCAACACCGAAUACCUCAUAGAAAAACUCCUAAAACCCAAAGAGCAACCAGCACAGAAAUAUUUUACAGGACAUCUUAUGCCAGACAUGUCCCCAAUUCGAAACCAAGAGAGUAAAUGGUACAUGCCCCAAGAAGUGUACCCUGGUGGGCGAUACCCCACCUUUUGCUCUGGGACUGGGUACGUCUUCUCAGGAGAUGUGGCCCAAAGCAUAUACGUGGUAUCUCUGACCAUACCUAGAGUGCAUUUAGAAGAUGUUUAUGUGGGUAUGUGUCUAGCUAAGCUGAAGAUAGAGCCAACACCACCACCAAAUGAUCAGCUGUUCAAUCACUGGCGAGUGCCCUACUCGAGCUGUAGAUACAGCAACCUGAUCACCUCUCAUUGGUUUCAACCCAAUGAGAUCAUCCAGUUCUGGCAACACCUGCAGAGCAACAAGCACAACCCCUGCCAAACGACUGGGUAAAAGGUUCAUCUUUGGAACAAAAUAAAUAUUUUUGAUCAUUUGACAGCUAUUAAAUUACAAAAACAAACAACAAAAAAAUUUCCUUAUUCAGCAAAUCUUCUCAUUUCGUCUACUGUCAUGAUGGAAAGUACCAUGACAUAUCUGUGCUUUCCUCUGCACAUAAACAAGGUGCAGUGCAUGUAUGUUCUACAACAGCUGCACCACAAAAUUCAAAUGGUCAGGAUAAAACAGGUCAUAAAUAAAACACAGUGACAAGACUUGUAUUAUUACAAAAGAAAAUUCUGUUUUAAAUAAAUGCAUUUAUAAGAUGUUCUAUUCAUCAUUGUCCUUAAAAAAAUAUUAUGAAGCAGCACAAUUUUCGACAUUGAUCAUUCGAAAUGUUUCUUAAGCAGUAAAUUAGCAUAUUAGAAGGAUUUCUGAAGGAUCAUGUGACACUGAAGACAGAGCCUAGUGAUUCCACAUAGAGAGAGAAGCGGUCCAAGAACUGAGCCCUGAGGCACUCCAUUAGUUAGCUGUUGUGACUUUAGACACCUCACCUCUUCAAGAUACCUUGAAGGAUCUACAUGAGUUAAGACUAAAACCACUGGAAUGCGGUUCCUGAGGUGCACUUUUGCCAAUAGUUUUGACCGAAAGAUCUGUUGGAUCUCAACAAAAGCAGCUGGCUGUUCUAGCAAGAUAAGUAUAGAAGAUUUGGAGUCUGCUCUUGCCAGUCAAUUUGAAUGGCAGAACAAGAAACUUGCCACAGAAAUGCUCAAAUACUCAUCUCCCCAGCAUCCUACAGAAUGGAAGCUGGGCUUCAGAGGACAAGAAGUAGUGAGAAUUGGAAGAGACCAAAAAGUUGAAGACCAAGGCGGGUCACUGAAGUGAGGACUUUUGAAGUCUGUGAGGGUCACAACUCUUGUGGGUCAAAUGAAAGGAGAGAGAGAGUUUUAUGGCUCUUUGUCUCCAAGCAUGGUAAUUUGCAUAUUGGUAGAUUAUAAACUAACUCAACUCUAUGUUGCAUAGAUAUCGUGUAAUAUACACUGUACUGGAUGUAAUUAUAUGAUAACUAACAAACUGAUAAGACUUUGAAACGUUUUUGUCUUAAAUCAAUAUGUUUUAUCUCCACACUUAUUUUCUUUGGUGAAAUUUUGUAUAAUACGUGCCAUGAAAUAUCAGUCUAGAACUUGCCGGUUUCUAUACUGAAGGUUUGCUUACAAAGAUUUCAACUUGGAUCAAGGUUUUGUGUAUAAUUAUUUACUUUUGUGGCAAGAAGCCAUGUAAUAAGUGGGAUAAUGUACAACCAGCAGGUUGUUAGCUGCGUUAUAAACCUCCUGGAUGUACAUUGUCCUUAACAUAAAAUGGUAUAUAAUACUAAAAAAAAAA